Molecule: messenger RNA, 756 nt
Organism: Didymodactylos carnosus
Lineage: Eukaryota; Metazoa; Rotifera; Eurotatoria; Philodinida; Philodinidae
Source: the annotation of a GenBank genome assembly
AUGAAUCAGGAUAUAUUAAAUAUUACUAUUACAGAACCGAUCAGUGACAAUGUUUGUCUAUCAGCAAUUGACAUUGUUAAUGACGAAGGAAAUUUUUCACUUAAUGAUUUGGCAUCUGAAUAUUUAGCAGAUAAUGGCAAUGAAAAGCAAGCGUUUAAUUUUGUUACCUCGCCGAUUGUUUCUAUUGAAAUAAAACAACUGAAAGAAACAGAAUUAACAACAAUGUUAAACCUAAGUGAUUUGGAAAACGAUUAUGUUGAUAAUGAAAAUGAUACAAAAUUUGGAACAGCGCUCCUCGCAUCACCCUCAUGUAUGCUCACGAUUACGGAGAAGAGCAAUCGACAACAAAUAACAACGAACAGUACUGAUAAUACAGUAAAAGUAACAACCAAUUUACAAAAGAUCGAUGAUAAAAAAGUAUCUCUUGAAGACAUAUUGUUUUCAGUAAGAUUAGUGUCGAAUGAUGCAGUCGACAAUUGUAAAACAUGGACACAACCAAGUGUAUUUGGUCAAGUUUUAUGUGCACUUGAAAAAACAGAGAAAACAAUUGUAAAUUCAAUUAAACAAGACUCUAAUACAUUUUUCAAUCAUGAUUUGUAUGAAAAAUUAUUUUAUUUAAUUCAUGUAUUAUCAAAACAUGGAAUGAGAAGAUACCAGACACAAAAUAAAUCGGUACGAAAUAAUGAUAAUAAACUAUUAUUUCGACAAUAUUUUCAACCACAAAAGCAACAACAUUCAACCAUCAUCUAUAAAUAA